AUGGAGUCUACGACAUACACCGAAAGAGUAGAAUCCGUUGACGUUGAUGAAACAAAUAAACCUGUGUUUGUUGAUCGACGGCAAUUACUCGUAUGGCGCAUAUUUCAUGGGACACACUUUUUGUUAGCUGGUCUUUGUUUCAUUGCUGGAUCAUGUAUGUAUUUUACAACUGUCUAUGGACCAUAUCCAAAAGCAUUAGUAGCAGGUGGCUGGCUGUUUACUAUAGGCUCUCUAUUUUUUCUAUUGGCCGAUCUGCAAGAAUGGGCUCACUAUCUGCAUAGCUACUGGUUUUGUUGUUUCCAUCGUGAAGAAUACGAAAUUUCAAAUUCCGAUGUAUUUCGACAUACACGAUCUUCACCACUUGGCCUAUGGGAACGAUCUGAAGUUGGAAUUAAUGUUUUUGCAUCAGUAUGUGGGUCAAUUUGUUAUCUAAUCGGAUCAAUUUUUUUCAUACCAGCAUUAAGCAACUAUUUAAUAGCUGGUGAUUGGUUAUUUAUUGUUGGUUCAGCUCUUAUUUUCUUAUCACAAGGUUGGAAAGUGUUCAGAUUGAGUCGUAUGAAUCCUGAUGACAAAACUGAUCAUAAAUUUCGCUUUGCUAAUAUUUUAAGAGAUGCACCAACUUUUUUUGCGGAUACUUUUACAGGUUUUGGUGGUGUCUUUUAUUUCGUUGGUACAAUACUUUUUCUUCCUCGUUUUAAUUUAUCCGACUUUGAUGAGAACAGAGCAUCGAUACUUUUUGUUGUUGGUGGCUGUUGUUUUACUCUUGGAGGUUUCUUUCUUCAAUAUAUCUACUAUUGUAGUCGUCAUAAGUGA
Messenger RNA from Rotaria sp. Silwood1, 813 nucleotides. The record is from the annotation of a GenBank genome assembly. Lineage: Eukaryota; Metazoa; Rotifera; Eurotatoria; Philodinida; Philodinidae.